AUGCAAGCAACCACCAGCCAUGAAGACAAAAGGCCAUCUCCUCCAGCAGCUGAAGCAAGAUGCUCUGAACCACCUCCAGAGCAGAUAAACACCCUGCUCAAUGACAGCAAGGCCACAGAUCCCACACUGGAGCCUCCUCUCCUUUCUGCUGCCGAAGCAGAGCCUCCUAAUCAAGCACCCAAGCCUGCUCCUACUGCAGAGUCUAUCAAGGCCCCCUUACCCAAGCCCAGCACCUCUGAUGCCCAUGUCAACAAGCCCACAACCCAUGGAAGUGACACAGAAAUAUCUGGGUCAGAGACAGCUCCUGAAUUACUCAAGGAAGAUGGCAACAUCCCAAAACCAUUGACACCCAGCACCCCCUGGAAUCAAGCACACCUAGAGAUAGCAGCUCCAGCACAAACUAGCAGUACAGGGGCCACCUCCACAGACACCAAGGUAGAACAAGUCAUUCAACCUCAGUUGACCUCCCGUUUACCAAACACCAGCCCUUCCCUCAAACCUGAACCAGCACUAUCAUCAGCAGAAGCAGCAAGACCUUCUAGAGCCAGUGCUGGUGGCUGGCAUCGCCUCAGGAAGCACUUGUUGGUGCAGCCAGAAGGACCCAGCUUCCCAGAGCCUGAGCCGGAAAAGCUGGGACAGGAGGAACAGAGCAAGGAGAAGGACAGCUCUCAAGCAAUCAUCAGUCAAGACCACAGGCCAUUUAAAUCAAGGGCCACAAGGAUGUGGGAUGCUAUUUUAUACCAGAUGACAGUCAACAAGGAGAAGCAGCAGCAAGCGGAAGAGAGGAAGUCACAGAAGGAAGGAAGCUUCUCUCUUCCCCGCCGCUUACCCAUCCUUCUACAUAAGCCACGCUUCGAUGCCCGGAAACUGAAGGAACUGGCUGCCAAACCCAUGUCAAAAAUCACCACCGUGUUCGAGGUGAGCCGAUUUAGACCCAGAGCAGCUGAAGAGCAUGCCAAGAGCUUUAACAGAACAGCAUCGGGGUGGUCAGUCAACUGA
Messenger RNA from Columba livia (rock pigeon), 999 nucleotides. RefSeq names its product proline rich 33 (gene PRR33). The record is from RefSeq and is a predicted model, not a curated record. The coding region runs from base 1 to 999 and encodes 332 amino acids. The transcript has a single exon. NCBI's taxonomy places the organism in Eukaryota, Metazoa, Chordata, Aves, Columbiformes, Columbidae.